AUGGUUUUGGCACCUCUAGCCAGGUCACUGGAAAUUCAUAUAAAGGAACCUGCAGGAAAAGAAGUAAAUCCUUACUUGCUACCAGGUGAACUGCUGCUUUGUGAGGCAAGCACAGUGUUCAAGUAUGUUCAAGAGGAUGGGUCAAAUCGAGGCACCUAUGGGAAACUUGUUUGCACAAACUUCAAGGUCGCUUUCCUGGGUUACGAGUCUGCCUCAGAUGAUAAUGAACCACAAUUUAAGAAUAAGGUCAUAGGAGAAAAUGAUAUAACUCUGCAUUGUAUAGACCAGAUUUAUGGAGUUUAUGAUGAGAAGAAGAAAUGUCUCUAUGGACAACUGAAAAAAUACCCAGAGAAACUAAUCAUCUACUCUAAAGAUUUUAGAGUAUUUCACUUCUGUCUGAGAUGCACAAAGGAAGAGGAAGUAAAAAGGAUCGUCAGUGGCAUAGUACAUCAUAGCCAGACUCCUAAACUACUUAAACGCUUGUUUCUGUUCUCUUAUGCAUCAGCUGCACCAAACAGUCCAGAUGCAAAAAACAGAACUGUAAUGUUUGAUACUUUUAAAGACUGGCAUGAGGAGCUGGAAAGGACCAAGGGGAAUGUGAAAUAUGAAGUAGUGAGUGUCAAUGAAGGCUACAGAGUCUCUGAAAAAUUUGGUGUUGGUCUUGCCAUAAUGGUGCUGCCCUUCUCAAAAUGUCUGCAUUUCCCAAAGAACAGGAUGACAGCACUUUACAAAUGCCCAAACUCAUGGAUGGAUAACAGCGCACACUUCUGGGAUACAGAUGUAAAGUGGUUUUCAUUACUGGAGAGCACAAACUGGCUAGAAAUCAUUAGACGAUGUCUGAAAAAAGCAAUAGAGGUGGUUGAACAGCUGGAAAGACAGACUACAAAUGUUCUGCUUAUAGAGGAGAAUGCCUCUGAUUUGUGCUGUGUAAUAUCUAGUCUAGUCCAAGUGAUGAUGGAUUCGUACUGCAGAACAAAGUUUGGCUUUCAGAGCCUUAUUCAGAAGGAGUGGGUAAUAGGAGGACAUAGCUUUUUGGAUCGUUCCAACCAUUUACGUAAAAGUGACAAAGAGGAGGCUCCUGUUUUCCUGCUCUUCUUAGAUUGUGUUUGGCAGUUGGUACAACAAUAUCCUCCAGCAUUUGAAUUCACAGAGACUUACUUAACUGUCUUGUCAGACAGCCUCUACAUACCUAUUUUUAGCACUUUCUUCUUCAACUCACAACAUCAAAAAGACACUAUUAUGUCUGGAGAAAGCCACAAUGCACAAAGCAGCCCUCUCAGGCUUCUCACAGUUUGGGAUUGGUCUGUGCAGUUUGAACCCAAAGCACAGGCUUUGCUGAACAACCCUCUUUAUUCAGAGAAACCAAAACCAGAUAAAAGUCAACGGAAAACGACACGAUUCAAGCAUCACCGGCAGCUUUCUUUGCCACUGACACAAACUAAAUCUUCUCCAAAGAGAGGAUUUUUCAGGGAGGAAACGGAUCAUUUAAUUAAAAAUAUUCUGGGCAAAAGAAUUAGCAAACUGAUAAACUCUUCAGAGGAGCUACAUAGUAACUUCAGAGAAUUUUAUGAUAGUUGGCACUGUAAACCUGUUGACUUUCAUGGGCUUCUGCUGCCUCACAUUGAAGGACCAGAAAUCAAAGUCUGGACCCAGCGAUAUUUACGGUGGAUUCCUGAAGCACAGCUUCUUGGUGGUGGUACAGUUGCCAUUACAACUAAGUUCUUGGAUGUGAUGGAAGAAGUGCAGAAGCUGCAGAAGCAAAUGGAUGAAGAACAUAGCCAGACUGCCGCUGAAGAUGCAGAUGCCGUCCCAACUUUGAGAAAUUCUGCCCGUUUGUCAUCGUUGUUCCCAUUUGCUUUGCUUCAGAGACAUUCUCUCAAACCAGUUUUACCUACAAGCACUUGGAAAGACUUGGAAGAUGAGGAAGACUUGGCAAAGAGAGACGAUGAAUUUGUUGAUUUAAGUGGUGCAGAUUGAUUGUUUCAAAUUGGUGAAAAAUCUAGGCAUAAAUUUGAGUCAUACCUGGCCAAUUUGGGGGCGUAAACAUUGGACAGUAUCCUGAUGUGAGGAGUAUGCAGCCAGCUGUAGCCAUCAUGCUAGAACUUUAGCCUUGUCCUUUAAUACAGAAACAGCUCCCCUGUUCUUAUGUAGUCUAUGGACAGACAUUGAUAUACUUAUUUCAGAAUAUUACAAGCAGAGUUUACUGCAAAUUCAGGAGAGAUGCUGCCAUAUUCUGAAAUGGUGGUACUGUAGUAUAAAUGUAGAAAUACACCAACAGCUAUACUGCAGUCAAAAGGUAUCGGGCUGCUGUUUGUCCUUGAUGCGAGUGCCUCUGUAUUAAGAUAAGAAAUGCUAUUUUUGAAAGUGGGGGAUUGAACUGUCUCUGAUUAAUCUUUCUCAACAAGGAGUAAAGUAAAUUGGGAGAAGAUGAUCACUUAAAUCCUUUGUAUAUAAAUGAGCAUAAACUUUUUUUUUUUUUAAGCUGAGGCAAUAUAAAGCCCAUGGUAGCCAGGGUUUGAUCCUGUAUACUGCUUACAGCUUGAGCUGAAAUUGUGCGUGGGACGAGGAUGGCAAAUGGAUAAUGCCUCUUUGGCCUACCAGGAUUUCAGUUGUGUGUGAAUUUUGGCUGUAUGUUAACCUCUGCUUGUCCUUUUAGCUAAAGGAUAAGAUGCAAAGGGCUCUUCUGCACAUCAGUCUAUUGUUCAUGCCCAUCCUGCCAUACACCCCAGCUGCCUUGGAAUACCAAGUCCCAGAUAUUUUGCUGCUAAUCGUAUGGAACGGUCUGAUUGAAAGACUCUAACUUGUCAGAGGAUCCUUUUCUGUCAAAUGGAAUAGGCUUUCAUGCUAGUAUCCCAGUUUGCUAGUUGCCUUGAACCUUUUUUUCUGUAGCUUGCACUGAGACUCUGGGACCCUUUGUUUAUAGAGGAAAAUAAUUUUGUACCCUUACAAUAAAGCUGAAUUUGUAGUCCUUUGCCACUUGCUUCAUGAACUCGUGGCAUAGUAACUAUGAAUUUGAUUUUUUUUUUUUCCUUUUUCUUUUUUUAAGUAAAGGCUGAGUAUUAGAAUCUGGUUAGUGGACAUUGUUGUAACAGUACCUCAGUGAUAAAAGCCAUAAAGAAAAGUCUGUCAAAGCUUUUGAUCUACUGUGUUUGUUUGUGUGUGUGUAUAGCGCAUGUUUUUAAUUCAGAUAGCUAUACUUUGUAAAAUCAAGUUUUUACUCUUUGAAAUAUCAAAUCCAUUUUGCACCCUUUAAAUUCAGAAAUAUCCCAAAAAUGAAGUAAAUCCAUAACACCUUUAUUUUGACAGGGUUGGUGAAUGUUCUCUUUCUAGUCUAUCACAUUAUAAGCCUGGCUGGAAAAGUGAGGAGUUGAAAAAAUUGGCACCGAAGAUGAUGGUGCUCAAGGAACUGAUCCAGCAAUGUUGAACUAAGUUGCUAAGAAGCAGUUUUGAACUUUGCACUGAUUUAUUCUGUAUGUACAACAAAUGUUCUUUUUGCAACUUGCAAACCAAGAGUAGUGUGCUGAGAAGGUAAAUUAAUGCAACUGGAUGUCAAACUGAAGCUACAAGUCCUGGUUGCCUUACUGUCUUUUCUAUUGAGACUUAUUUAAACUUGCAAUAUUUUAUUUUUUAAAAUACACUAGCACUACAUUUAUUUUCAUAGUGCAUAUGAGCCUUCUUUAAAGCUAGCACUUGCUAGAGUUCUGUCUGCACUCAUGUCCUUUGAACGAUAGAUUCAUUUCUAUUACUGUAAUUGAAAAACAAGCGACUUGUGUAUGCAAUAAUCCUGCAUGGUAGUACAAGCAAUGUAUUUUA
Molecule: messenger RNA, 3813 nt
Organism: Alligator sinensis (Chinese alligator)
Lineage: Eukaryota; Metazoa; Chordata; Crocodylia; Alligatoridae
Gene: MTMR12
Product: myotubularin related protein 12
Exons: 14
Coding region: 1-1977 (658 amino acids)
Source: RefSeq, a predicted model, not a curated record